AUGGGGGAUCGAGAGGACGACCGCUCCCCACCGGCGCAGCCCAAGCCCAAGCACUGGAGAUCCGUCCGCUCCUCUCCUGACCGCGGGAUGGGCAUUAUGAGCUUCGUACCUGAGGAAGCAGGGCGGCCAUUGAGACAAAAUUUGCUAAAAGUACUACCUAACAAUUCCAAAGAGUUGAGUGUUCGGAGAGUUUGUGAGGGCUGUGGAAUGUCGAAGGUGAAGAACAAUAGUGGUUAUCAUGGAGUCACUGAGCCAAUCUCGCUGAGUGGGCCGACUGAGAAGUACCUUAUGCAGACAGCUGAGGUUGAAAAGUACCUUUCAGAUGCACGACUCGAUGAGAGGCAAGAUGAGGCUAUCUUGCGAGAAGAGGUUUUAGGCAAGCUGGACCAGACUGUGAAAGCUUGGAUUAAGAAGGCUACUAGGAUCAGCGGGUAUGGGGAGCAAUUUGUGCAUGAAGCAAAUGCAAAGAUCUUUACAUUUGGUUCAUACCGUCUUGGGGUACAUGGCCCUGGUGCCGACAUUGACACCCUAUGUGUUGUUCCAAGACAUGCAACUCGAAACGAGUACUUCUUCAGAUGGCUUCAUGACAUCCUAGCUGAGAUGCCAGAAGUUUCUGAGUUACAUCCAGUACCAGAUGCUCAUGUGCCUGUUCUGGGAUUCAAAAUUAAUGGGGUCUCAAUUGACCUUUUGUAUGCUAAUCUUGCUCAUGCAGUGAUUCCUUAGGUAAG
Messenger RNA from Zea mays, 728 nucleotides. Its product is annotated as nuclear poly(A) polymerase 1. NCBI's taxonomy places the organism in Eukaryota, Viridiplantae, Streptophyta, Magnoliopsida, Poales, Poaceae. The coding region runs from base 1 to 723 and encodes 240 amino acids. The transcript has 7 exons. The record is from RefSeq and is a predicted model, not a curated record. Gene Ontology annotation, cellular component: nucleus. Gene Ontology annotation, molecular function: poly(A) RNA polymerase activity.